AUGGGAUAUCCCAGAUGGAAAUUGAUUGAACAUCGUAAAAGUGAUAGUUUAACUGUUCAUAUCGGUUUAUUCGAUCGUUGUGAAGAUGUAUUCUUCAAAAAUGGUUAUUUAUAUAAUAAAACUUAUCCCAUAUGUGAUUCAAAUAAGUAUUUACCACCUAGUAGUCCACUUACGACAAGAUUGUGUACGAUAGAAUACAAUGAUGCGCAUUGUCAAAAAUUAUGUAAUAGACUGGACAAGACUCUACCUGCAUGUGAUUAUCUAUCAUUUACAAAAGGCUUAAUUGCAUGUACAAUAGUGGCUGCUUGUACGAUUGGCUUAGCAUUGAUCAUGACUUAUUCAAAUUUAUUAAUAAAUCCAUUUAAAUACAAAACUCAUAUAAUCGUAUCGUCUAUCUCUUUGUUUCUAUUAUUUAUUGGUUUUGCAGCACUUCUAACAACAUUAAUAAUACUUGGCUCUUAUAUGCAACGAGAUUUAUUCGAAUAUUUAUACAAUUUAAGUAAUCAACUACAACGAGGUAACUUGAAUGCAACACAAAAAGCUAAUCUUGAACGAUUAAUUCGUAGUACAGCGACAAACGACUAUGACGUACGAUUAAACUGGUCAUCUGGUUUAGAAAUUGUCUCGUUAAUAAUGACAACUUUUAGUUUAAUAACACAAGUCGAUCCAGGAACGGCUGCCUCGUAG
This is a messenger RNA of Didymodactylos carnosus, 687 nucleotides long. NCBI's taxonomy places the organism in Eukaryota, Metazoa, Rotifera, Eurotatoria, Philodinida, Philodinidae. The record is from the annotation of a GenBank genome assembly.